This is a messenger RNA of Cladocopium goreaui, 1569 nucleotides long. The record is from the annotation of a GenBank genome assembly. NCBI's taxonomy places the organism in Eukaryota, Dinophyceae, Suessiales, Symbiodiniaceae.
AUGACACCAAAAAAUAUCUUAGGUGAAGAGCUUCCAGAUCGUCAGCCGAGCCCACCCUUUACUCCUUAUCCACCAGAUGAGACGUGCACUUUGAACUAUGGAAACGAAGCUGCCUCAGCGAAUGCGCCGGGGGAUGGAGGAGAUGCGCCACCGGGGUCAGUGACUGAAACCCUUAAGCUUUUGAAAAGGCUGGGGUACCCCGAGUCCCAAGAUGUCUACAAGUCCAGCGCUAUGCUCACCAAAGUGAACACAGCGUUAACCAAACGAAUGGGGAAACUGGAAGCGGCCAAAGAGUCCCUGUUGGUGCCUGGGGUCGUGGAAUCCCAGUUGUCCAAGAAGACUGUGAUUCCCAAAGCACCCGUCGCGAAAGCUGCUCCCAAUCGACCUGCACCCAAAGCCAAGCCAGCUGCAAAGCCAGCUUGUGCAAAAGCAGCGGCAAAGUCAGAGCCAGACGGUGACAAGAAGCUGCUCAGUGCGAUGCAGCAGCUUACACAAGGUUUACUGAACUUUUUGGGAAUCAUGCACUCCCAUGAUUUGUGGCUCCCAUUGGGCUGUUGUGGGCUCAUGUGGAAAGAAGGGCUGAAAGCUCUGCGAUGCUACAGUUUUUGCGCGAAAAAGGCGAACCCUUCAACGCUACGGAGUAGCAUUUGUUUCUCGACUGAGAAAGAUGAAAAGAAACAGGAAGAAAUGAAUUUGUUGCGAGUGGAUGGGCGAGUUCCUACGAUGCAGCUCUGGUCCACGCCCGACAACCAGGCCUCCAGUCAACCCUGGAGGUGGCUUGGGUGGUACUGGACACCAGAUGACUUGGACUCGGUCUGGGUUGGUCCGGUGCCGGGGGGCAUGCCCAUCGCAAGUGACCUUGUGAGAGGUCGAAGCGUCUGGUGGUUGACCAGGGAGCAGCUCACUGCUGCAGAGAGGAGAGCAAGCGACUUCACCACAAACCACAUGCCGGUGGUCAAGGCUGACGUAGCAUCCGAUGCUCAAGCCUUGGCAUGGGCGGAGUUGAUGGUGAUGGGUUCGAACAUCCCAGUCCACUGGCAUGGAAGGGUUCGACCGGACUACUCGGUCCAGCCGGACUGGGCCUACGCGGUCAUCCAACAGCUUCUCGAUCUCCAAGUUUUUUUGGAGGUCGGGAAGAACGGCACUGAAGCCAACGCCUCUGCAGUGGUUCAGGCCUGUUUAGAUGCCCUGGGCGAUGAUGAGACCCAGACACCUCCGGCAGAUUGCCUGGCCUGUGUGACACAGGUCUUGGCAAGCCUCUUGCACCGCCGGCAGCAGGUAGCGACGGCCAUUGGCACCGCCGGGUCUCAGGCGCUCUUGAAGAAGCUGCACGGAUGGUGUAUGGCCAGUAUCGAUUUCGAGAAAUCUGCCAAAGAGCGUGGUUAUCGUUUGCUGCAUGCAAGUGGCAGGGCUCCCGUCUCACCAGGCGUGGGCGAGCCCUUGUUGGCUCCAGCCAGUUGGUACACACCUGUGAUGGUUUGUGCGCAUCAGCUGCUGUCUAAGGCAGAGCUGGUCAAGCUGCGAGACUCUGGACAGGCGCUGGAUGCGGAGAUUCAACAACUCUGGGUG